Molecule: messenger RNA, 3772 nt
Organism: Cydia splendana
Lineage: Eukaryota; Metazoa; Arthropoda; Insecta; Lepidoptera; Tortricidae
Exons: 16
Coding region: 246-3737 (1163 amino acids)
Source: RefSeq, a predicted model, not a curated record
UCAAAAAAAAGUUUAACAAACUUAUUUUUCUUUGAGGGCCGAAGUUUAAAAAGUGAUUAAUAUGAAAUGUUUUCACACAUCGUAGGGUUAUAUCACAAAAAAUUGGCGUACUUUUAUUAAGUAGGGUAUUUUAACGGUAAGUAAACCACAAUUACAUCAUCUUUGCUGAAUGGUUACCGCACGUGCUUUGUGCCGGCAAGUUGCUGAGAAAACUGGCGAUACUUUUCUUCCAGGGUUUUGGGCUGAUGAUGGAGGAUAAAUCGGUCUAUUCUACGAGCCGGUUAGAACUUUGCUCGUACAGGUGUUUGCAGAAACUUGCUAAAUCCCUGAAACUGCCGUCGAACGUGAAAAAAGUGUAUCUAGUGGAAAUGAUAAAUGCCAAGAAGUGUUCCCCGGAAUCCGAGGUGCAGCGGAUCAUCCGUCGAGUGAAGCAGGAGCGAAAAAACCUCACACAAGUCAAGAAGAGGAGCAGGCAGACUGUAAUAACUAUAGACUCAUCAAGCAGCGAGUCAUUGUCUCCCGCAAUAAGUGAGACACCGAAACGCCCACCGUGCAUGCUGCGUUGCUCGGAGCUGCGCCAUCAGAUGAUGCGCUCUCAGAACAGCGUAGUCAGCACUUCACACCCAGGAAGCGACCGCGUCCUCCGCAGCUGCAACGUCAAACUCAAGCCCUUCAUGAACAAGUUCGUUGAAGUCAACCAACGCCACGUCGACAUGGUCGAACAAGCCAAGCCGAUGAACGUGCGUGUUAUUAAGAAGUGCAAACCCAACAUACUGUCGAAUAAGGAGAGACAGAUAGCGCCGAUUACACAGCUAGGCAUUUCAGGAGUGAAGUCGACCAAUGACAUUGACGUGGUCGACCAAGCCACGCAGAUGAACUUACGUGUCAUUAAGAAGUACAAACCCAACGUACUGUCGAAUAAGGAGAGACAGAUAGUGCCAGUUACACCGAUAGGCUCAAGACAAAUCCUCGUAAAGCGUCAGAGGCUGCUGAGCGGCAUCUACCCCAUCGCCAAGGAGCUAGUGCCCGUUGGGGGAGUGGGCGUCCGCAACAGCGAGGGCAAGAUGUCCGCGCUCGCCGCCUUCAUACACAAGCCGCAGGAUGAUAGCUAUACCAGCACGCGAAGUAACAACAGCUUGAAGCGCAAUAUCGAGCUAACGCUACAGGAUAUCAUCAACGGGAAUGUAGAACAAGCUACCAGCCUCAACUACCCUAACAACAACUUGGCACGCAACAUCGAGCUGACGCUUCAGGAUGUCAUCAACGGGAACAUAGAACAAGCUACCAGCCUCAACUACCCUAACACCAGCGGUAACUUAUCUUGUCUUAAACGUUGUAACAACAGCUUGAAGCGCAACAUCGAGCUGACGCUGCAGGAUGUCAUCAACGGGAACAUAGAACAAGCUACCAGCCUGAACUACUCUAACACCAGCGGUAACUUAUCUUGUCUUAAAUGUUGUAACAACAGCUUGAAGCGCAACAUCGAGCUGACGCUUCAGGAUGUCAUCAACGGGAACAUAGAACAAGCUACCAGCCUCAACUACCCUAACACCAGCGGUAACUUAUCUUGUCUUAAACGUUGUAACAACAGCUUGAAGCGCAACAUCGAGCUGACGCUGCAGGAUGUCAUCAACGGGAACAUAGAACAAGCUACCAGCCUGAACUACCCUAACACCAGCGGUAACUUAUCUUGUCUUAAAUGUUGUAACAACAGCUUGAAGCGCAACAUCGAGCUGACGCUUCAGGAUGUCAUCAACGGGAACAUAGAACAAGCUACCAGCCUCAACUACCCUAACACCAGCGGUAACUUAUCUUGUCUUAUACGUAGUAACAACAGCUUGAAGCGCAACAUCGAGCUGACACUUCAGGAUGUCAUCAACGGGAACGUAGAACAAGCUACCAGCCUCAACUACCCUAACACCAGCGGUAACUUAUCUUGUCUUAUACGUAGUAACAACAGCUUGAAGCGCAACAUCGAGCUGACACUUCAGGAUGUCAUCAACGGGAACAUAGAACAAGCUACCAGCCUCAACUACCCUAACACCAGCGGUAACUUAUCUUGUCUUAUACGUAGUAACAACAGCUUGAAGCGCAACAUCGAGCUGACGCUUCAGGAUGUCAUUAACGGGAACAUAGAACAAGCCACCAGCCUCAGCUACCCUAACACCAGCGGUAACUUAUCUUGUCUUAUACGUAGUAACAACAGCUUGAAGCGCAACAUCGAGCUGACACUUCAGGAUGUCAUCAACGGGAACGUAGAACAAGCUACCAGCCUCAACUACCCUAACACCAGCGGUAACUUAUCUUGUCUUAUACGUAGUAACAACAGCUUGAAGCGCAACAUCGAGCUGACACUUCAGGAUGUCAUCAACGGGAACAUAGAACAAGCUACCAGCCUCAACUACCCUAACACCAGCGGUAACUUAUCUUGUCUUAAACGUAGUAACAACAGCUUGAAGCGCAACAUUGAGCUGACGCUACAGGAUAUCAUCAACGGGAACAUAGAACAAGCUACCAGCCUCAACUACCCUAACACCAGCGGAGUGGAAGAUGUACCAGACUUCAUAGAAGUGACCCCAGAGAGUACAAGCUCCGUAUACUAUCACAAGAAGAUCCGCGCAGAGCAAGUUAGAGAGCGACGGAGCACUUUAAACACCAGAUGUGAACUGCCGCGCAUUAACGAGGCAUUCGGCCAGUUCCGAGGCAACCAUAUCCGACAUGACGUCACGCAGCCGCUGUACGUGCAGGUCAGCGAGGAGUCUGAGCGGAUAUUGAACUACCCCCAAUUCGCCAAACGCAACACAAAUCUCCUGGAAACAGUGUACAACUUCAAGAGCCACUUCUUAACCAACCAGCCACUUCUACAGUUGGCGACCACCACAAACACCAAAUGCGUUUACUCCACUCCCACAGUGGCCACCGCGGCACCUCAAAGGCCUGCGACCACGUACACGGAACCAUAUAUGGCAUCGUACGAACGGGACCAGUACUACGGCACCAUGGAUAACUCGCGAAUGAACGACUGUCUCAGGUUCGUCGAGCACGAUUACGACUUCCGGUGCUACGAAGACCCGAACAGAUCGAGUUCGUCCAUUGGAACAGUGCAAUCUCAGGAUCUAGGCGCCAACGUCACCAUUUCUGACAUGGUCGAAGAUGCCUUGGAGCUCAUCAGCCAAGAUGGAGAUUACAUGGAGCGUAUGGGUAUGGACGUCAGAAUGCAGUGCGUUCUGUGCAACUGGGCUGGACCCAAAAUUAUACUCGAAUACCACAUUAGAAAGGAGCAUUCCAACGACAUCGACAAGCAAGAGAAGCGAGAGUGGAACAUCACGUACUCGCUGGGCAGCGUGCACCAACAGCUGUGGAAGUCCCGGGUUAUAGAGCACGAGUCCGCGCUCUACGUGCUCAGCGUCAAGUACGAGCCGCCGGGGUGCUUCCUCGCCACGUUGGCGACCCUCACAACAGACCCAGAGCUAACCACCGGCAGCAUAACCGUCUUCAACAAGGUCACCGGCGAGCCCCACACCUGGAUCGGCGAAAUCCAAGAGCUGCCCCCCAGCCUACCUUAUGACAACCAACCAGGCCUACAACUAGAUUUAGCAAGCCUAGACUUGAUACCUAACAGUGCCAACUUGAAGUUGAUGAAUGGGGAAUUGGUAUUGCAAUCUCCGAGCAAGGUGGUGUUUGGGCAGAUAGAAUUGAAUGAUAUACAUAUUAUUCUUUUUGUUAAGAUAUCUUAACAAACAUGUUAAACGAUACGGGUUUUUGUCGGUAG